GAGACUAAGCCUGAGGAGACCAAGCCCGAGGUCGCCCCUGCCGCUGAGGCUGAGGGCAGCGCCGACAAGCCCGUGACGUCCUCGUCCGUGUUCUCCAUGUUUGGUGGUGGCGCCAAGAAGGAGAAGAAGGACGAGGAUGAGGAUCGCGGCGAUAACUCGGGCAGCGCCAAGGCCCAGCGAGAGGCCAAGGGUGAUGAGGAUGCCCCCGAGUCCGAGGAUGUCCACUUCGAGCCCGUCAUCAAGCUGACCGAGAAGGUCGAGACCAAGACCAACGAGGAGGCCGAGGAGCAAACCUUCAAGAUGCGCGCCAAGCUCUUCAAGUUCGUCAAGGAGAGCAGCGAGUGGAAGGAGCGUGGUACCGGUGACGUCCGCCUGCUCAAGCACAAGGAGAACGGCAAGACCCGACUCGUCAUGCGCCGAGACAAGACCCUCAAGGUCUGCGCCAACCACUACAUCGUGCCCGAGAUGAAGCUCUCCCCCAACGUUGGCUCCGACCGCAGCUGGGUGUGGAACGCCGCCGCCGAUGUCAGCGAGGGCGAGCCCGAGGCUGUUACCCUGGCUAUUCGAUUCGCCAACUCUGAGAACGCCAACCUCUUCAAGGACUCUUUCAUGAAGGCCCAGAAGGAGAACGAGGAGAUCUUCAACAAGGCUCAGGAGGCC
This is a messenger RNA of Fusarium vanettenii 77-13-4, 660 nucleotides long. RefSeq lists its product as uncharacterized. The annotation marks the transcript as partial. Gene Ontology annotation, molecular function: GTPase activator activity. The transcript has 3 exons. Gene Ontology annotation, cellular component: cytoplasm; nuclear pore. The record is from RefSeq and is a predicted model, not a curated record. Lineage: Eukaryota; Fungi; Ascomycota; Sordariomycetes; Hypocreales; Nectriaceae. Gene Ontology annotation, biological process: nucleocytoplasmic transport.